AAGCAACACAAAAAUGUUAACCGCGAAUCCUUCUACUGGAGUGAUGUUAACUUGUUUACACCAGUUCAAGGACUGACAGCGUGCGGGUAGUACAUUAGUAACUGUUUGAGUCCAGUAUUUGAAGCAGUGUGCUUCACAGAUCAGGACAUACUCGUUUUAUUCAGUUUGUACCAAAUAUUUAAAAAUGCUGAUUUUGCUUUCGUGGUGUAUAACAUUUACAUUACUUGUUUGCGCUGAAGGAUACACUCCCAAGGAAUUUGCCAUCAAAGCUGGUGAUAAGAUGACGAAUCUAACUAACAAGUUUUUCGCAUGGGACUAUGGCGGAUCAAUAAUAUUUGACGGUCUUUACCGAUGUGACAAGACAUUUGGGACAAAUUACAAACCGCUUCUAAAUACAUUUCUGAACAAAUAUAUAACAGACCCGAAUUCGUUUGGCUACAAAGUUCAACACAAUAUAUCUGUACCAUUCUACCAUGCUGUAGGAGACAGAAUUGGCAUGUUCCCCGUUGCCUACCUGAACAGAGCGUCUGAACAGUCUAUUACGACAGGCCCUGACGUAGAUCUCGCCUUAGCAGUUGCAGAACAGUACGUUCUUAAGUUUCCAAUUAGGCUUUCUGAUGGAACAUUUUCGCGCAUAAGAGGAUGGAAAGGAAAUAACUUCACCACUUCAACAUAUCUUUGGCUAGAUGAUACCUAUAUGGGCUUCACGCUUUUAGCUCGCUUGUCCCGGAUGUUCAAAAAUGAAGAAUAUGCCAAAUUCAUCGCCAAACAACGCAUAUCUUUCAACAAGCAUCUUCAGGACCGAAAUGAUGGUUUGUUUUUUCACGGAAUGAACACGGUACCCAAGACCCUGUCUUGCUGCAAAUGGGGUCGCGCCAAUGGGUGGAGUAUUACGGCUUCUGUAGAGGUCUUGUUGACCUUAAUACCCUUCAAAGAAAGCCUGAAGAGCGAAUGGAAUGCCAUAAUGGAUAGCUUCAGAAGACACGCCAGAGGGAUGGUCAAGCAUCAGUCUUCAGACGGAAGAUGGCACCAGCUCGUGGAUGAUGACACGUCUUUCCUGGAAACAUCCUGUACAGCGAUGACCCUCAGCUCUAUAGCAAGGGCGGUUAACGAAGGGUGGUUAGACAGAAAGGAAUUCGAAGAAAACUUACAUCGAGGAUGGAAAGGUCUGCAAACAGUCUUGAAAGCUGAUGGUACUGUUAAUGGCGUGUGCGUUGGAACAGGAAUACUGCCAGCUCCCAUUGAUUACAGAAACCGAGGAACUAGCUACAUACAAACCAGGAAUGGCGGGAUAGGUUUCGUGUACCAUGCAGCUGUAGAUUAUCACAACUUCCUGGCGUCAUCUGCCGUCAAAAUCGUCAACGGACAAUACCUACUUUCUGUGCACGUUGCGCUAACACAAGCAGUCUACAUAUAUAUUAAUUAUCUUCUGUAGCAGUGUACAUACAUAUUAAUUAUUUUCUGUAACAAUUUACAUAUAUAGUAAUUAUCUUCUAUAGCAGUCUGCAUACAUAUUAAUUACACACACACACACACACACACACACACACACACAUAUUAAUUAUCUCCUGUAACAGUCUGCAAUCUAUAUUAUAUUGUUUUUAUAAUGUACAUGUAUAAUAAAUGUAUAAUAAAAGUAAUACUUUGU
Gigantopelta aegis is the source of this 1648-nucleotide messenger RNA. RefSeq names its product unsaturated rhamnogalacturonyl hydrolase YesR-like. Gene Ontology annotation, biological process: carbohydrate metabolic process. The transcript has 3 exons. Lineage: Eukaryota; Metazoa; Mollusca; Gastropoda; Neomphalida; Peltospiridae. Bases 185 to 1435 code for a protein of 416 amino acids. The record is from RefSeq and is a predicted model, not a curated record.